GAGGUGACAACAGGAGAGUCCCUUUGCAACACACAAGAGAAGAGAGAGGGCGAGCAAGCAAGGCCCAAGCCUAGGACGAUGGCCGCGCUCAUGCUUCUUCGCGUCCUCCUCGUCGCGGUGGCGGCGAGGGCUCCUGCCGCUCAGGCAUGGGGCAAGGAGGGGCACUACAUGGUGUGCAAGAUCACCGAGAGCUUUCUGUCGGAACAGGCCAAGACGGCGGUGAAGGGCCUGCUGCCGGGGUGGGCCGGCGGCGACCUCGCGGAGACGUGCUCGUGGGCGGACAGGCAGCGUUUCCGGUACCGGUGGUCCAGCCCCCUCCACUUCGCUGACAAUCCGGGGGACUGCAAGUUCGACUACGCCAGGGACUGCCACAACACGAAAGGAGAGAAGGACAUGUGCGUGGUUGGAGCAAUCAACAACUACACCGCGGCGCUGAAGGACUCAUCAAGUCCAUAUGAUCCGACCGAGAGCUUGAUGUUUCUUGCACACUUCGUCGGCGAUGUCCACCAGCCGCUCCACUGCGGCAACGCCGACGAUCUCGGCGGCAACACCAUCAUCGUCCGCUGGUACAGAAGGAAGAGAAACCUGCACCAUGUGUGGGAUGUGAACGUGAUUCAGACAGCCAUGAAGGAUUUCUACGGCAACGAUCUAAGCACCAUGAUACAGGCCAUCCAGCAGAACAUCACUGGGGAGUGGGCUAACGAAGAGAAACAGUGGGAGACGUGCCGUAGCCGGACAAAGACUUGUGCUGACAAGUACGCUGAAGAGAGCGCAAAGCUGGCCUGCAAGGCGUACGAGGGUGUUGAACAGGGCUCCACCUUAAAAGAUGACUAUUUCUUCUCUGCGCUGCCGGUGGUUCAGAAGAGGAUUGCCCAAGGAGGUGUGAGGCUUGCUGCAAUACUCAACAAUAUAUUCGGUGGGAACAGCAAGCUACAGAGCAUCUGAUCAAGUAGAAAUUAAACAAUAGGAAGUGUGGAGGAAUUGGUCUGCAUUCUGAAUUAGAAUGAUUGUCUUGUUUGACAAUGUAACUUUAGUGAUCAGAUCGCGACCACGACUAUAUGUACGUAUUUUAUAUUUGUCAGAGUAGCUCAUGAUUUGUUACAGAAUUGAUGAAGCGCUCGUACGUAAUGCUCAAGUCAAGUGUGCAAUAGGUGGUGUAUUCACCUGUGUAGUGUAUCCCUGUAUCUGUAUCUGUAUCUGUGUCUUUAAGCUUGAUGUAAGAAGAAAUGUAACUAAAUGAAUAGACGAAUUUGUGGAUGCAUGGAUUAUCUGAGAA
This is a messenger RNA of Panicum virgatum (switchgrass), 1276 nucleotides long. RefSeq names its product endonuclease 2-like. NCBI's taxonomy places the organism in Eukaryota, Viridiplantae, Streptophyta, Magnoliopsida, Poales, Poaceae. Gene Ontology annotation, molecular function: endonuclease activity; nucleic acid binding. The coding region runs from base 79 to 945 and encodes 288 amino acids. Gene Ontology annotation, biological process: DNA catabolic process. The transcript is spliced from 8 exons. The record is from RefSeq and is a predicted model, not a curated record.